Molecule: messenger RNA, 1160 nt
Organism: Engraulis encrasicolus (European anchovy)
Lineage: Eukaryota; Metazoa; Chordata; Actinopteri; Clupeiformes; Engraulidae
Gene: matn3a
Product: matrilin 3a
Exons: 8
Coding region: 18-1040 (340 amino acids)
Molecular function (GO): calcium ion binding
Source: RefSeq, a predicted model, not a curated record
ACCAGAGGUGGCCUACAAUGAAGACCCUUUUCGGCAGCGUGAUCUACGGCCUCUCGGUCUGGCUGGUGUUGGUUUGUGGAACUUACGUUGACCCUGCACAAGUAGCCGCGCAAAGUUACGCACAACGGAGGACUGGUGGCAGACCGCAGCCGUUCUCACCACAGAGGACUCUAAACCCUGCAGCCACCGACAACCACUGCAGGAGCCGCCCCCUGGACCUGGUCUUCAUCAUCGACAGCUCACGCAGCGUCCGGCCCCAGGAGUUCGAAAAGGUGAAGAUCUUCUUGGCGGACAUGGUGGACACUCUGGACGUGGGCGCUGACGCCACACGCGUUGCCGUGGUGAACUACGCCAGCACGGUGAAGAUCGAGUUCCUGCUGAAGGAUUACCCGGACAAGCUGAGCAUGAAGCAGGCCAUCGCCCGCAUCGACCCCCUGGCCGCCGGCACCAUGACGGGCCUCGCCAUCCGCACGGCCAUGGAGGACUGCUUCACCGUGCAGUCGGGGGCACGCCCUUCUAACAUGGGCAUCUCCAAGGUGGCCAUCAUCGUCACGGACGGGCGCCCACAAGACCAGGUGGAGGAGGUGUCGGCGGCGGCGCGUGGCUCGGGCAUCGAGAUCUACGCGGUGGGGGUGGACCGCGCCGACAUGCAGUCGCUCAGGCUCAUGGCCAGCCAGCCGCUGGACGACCACGUCUUCUACGUCGAGUCGUUUGGCGUCAUCGAGAAGCUCACGUCUAAGUUCCGGGAGACCCUCUGUGGUCUGGACCCCUGUGCCAUGGGAAACGACUGCCAGCAUAUAUGUGUCAACAACGCCAACUCCUUUUACUGCCAGUGUCGGGAGGGCUAUGUCUUGAACCCGGACAAGAAAACAUGUUCCUUGAAAAAGGUGAAGGUGGAGGUGAUUGAAGACCCCUGCAAGUGUGAGGCUCGACUGGCAUUCCAGAAGCUUACCCAGAAGUCCCUGCAGGAUCUCACAGCUCGACUGGCUGAAGCCACCAGGAGGGUCCAGCAGCUGGAGAUCGCCGUCGGCCACGUCUAGACAGCAGAGACCCGAGUUUGUUUGGUCUGCUGAAGAGUCAACAAAGCGCCCAGUUCGGGAUCACUGGCACCCCGGCAUCCAGUAUUUACCUCCCGGACCUACCUUCCUGCACCCCUGCUG